Aspergillus japonicus CBS 114.51 is the source of this 346-nucleotide messenger RNA. RefSeq lists its product as uncharacterized. Bases 70 to 270 code for a protein of 66 amino acids. Lineage: Eukaryota; Fungi; Ascomycota; Eurotiomycetes; Eurotiales; Aspergillaceae. The record is from RefSeq and is a predicted model, not a curated record. The transcript has a single exon.
CUGGCAUUUCUGCUCCCACGCCUUUCCUUGUCACAUCCGUUUGUUGUGCGAGUCAAGUGUUGGUAGCAGAUGAUCGGCCUGGCAAACGGAAGAGGCGGUACUAAACCAGCGAAUGCGCAUUGUUACUCGGUACAGAACGAGUGGGGAAUGUUGAUGAUGAACAUUGGGCGCUUUCCCUUCCACCUUCGUUGUCAAUACCAGUUGUUAUAUCCUUUUCUUUUCUUUUCUUCUCUCUCUUUUUUUUUGUAUCUGAUUUUUGGACCGAGUUAAGGAAAGGGAAAAGGAAGUUCUUUCUUCACCUGCACUGAAUUUAUUCAAACAUGUACCUAGAGAGUGUCUACUUGCC